Molecule: messenger RNA, 1188 nt
Organism: Bipolaris oryzae ATCC 44560
Lineage: Eukaryota; Fungi; Ascomycota; Dothideomycetes; Pleosporales; Pleosporaceae
Exons: 1
Coding region: 1-1188 (395 amino acids)
Source: RefSeq, a predicted model, not a curated record
AUGACUUCUCAGCACUUCUUUCAAUCCCUGAGCGCCGACGAGACCCUGGAGUCAUCCAGCCUCACAGAGGAUAUAUUCUUCGAUUUCAAUGGCGCUGCCUGUAACGGCAAUCCACCCAUUGUCGACUCCAGCGACGAUCUACCACUGAGCUUCGCCGAGGAAGUAUUCUGUGGCGACUUGGAAGAGCUCCCUCCGCUUGAGCCUUCCAUGAGCCAGAAUAGCUUCUUUGACUCCUUCGCAUCGGAGGACACCUUCAGCAGCUUCCAGAGCGACAUGUCGCUCUGGACUGCCGAGGCUCCCUGUGAAGAGCCUGUUGGCGCUCAGUGUGACUGGCCGUCGUCGCCUCCGACACAGACGUCUGAUCUACCAGUGGUAGACUCAGGCGUCACUACCCCGCCUGUCUCCCAGGCCAUCGAGCCUGCUCGAGUCCAAUCACCAGGGCGACCGAUGGGUGCUAUCGAAGCUUUCUGGGGACCUAUCCUGAGUUCCAGUCCACAGAAGUCCGCUCUUACUCCUUCGACCAAAAAGGAGCCCCUACCAAAGAUAAAGGCCACAAAGGUGAUCAAGCAGAAGACGACACCUAAGAAGAAGACGCCCAAGAAGCGCACCACUCCCACUCAACGCUCUGCAGACCGCUCCAUUAAAGAUCUUUACAACUCAACAUGGGCGAGCCUGUCCGAUGAAGAGAAAGGUCAUCUCCUGCUGCCUCUCCUCCAGGGCAUCGACCCCAACACGGGGAAGAAGAUUGCCGAGGCAGGCGCACUGCUCCCACCACCAGACUACGAGAUCAUUGGCGCCAAUACCCACCUCGACAUCCCUCAGUCUUCGUGUUCGAAUGCGAACACUCUCUCGAGCAGCCCCCCUGCUACUACUGCCCAAGUCUCUGACUCUGUCGUCGAAGUCCCCGAGUACCUUCCAUACAUCACUGACAGAACGUCUCUCGAGAACAUCAAUCUCUAUAUCAUCGCGGCGUUCAACAGGGGCGACGUGGGUGUUACUGACGCGACGGGCGAUUUCGACAUUGACAUCACGGGUACAGUUGGCAAAGGUCUCGGUGGUCCCUGUGGCAAUGGUAUCAUCGGCGGUCCGAUUGAGAUGCCUGCUCACCCCUCCGUCUAUGGAAGCGCUCGCCAGCAGGAGGCACUUGAGCGCAAUGCUAUGCUGCAUGCGCAGGGUCGUCGUCGUUAG